Messenger RNA from Zeugodacus cucurbitae (melon fly), 1074 nucleotides. Its product is annotated as probable 18S rRNA (guanine-N(7))-methyltransferase. Gene Ontology annotation, biological process: rRNA (guanine-N7)-methylation. Gene Ontology annotation, cellular component: nucleolus. The transcript is spliced from 4 exons. The record is from RefSeq and is a predicted model, not a curated record. The coding region runs from base 140 to 967 and encodes 275 amino acids. Gene Ontology annotation, molecular function: rRNA (guanine) methyltransferase activity. NCBI's taxonomy places the organism in Eukaryota, Metazoa, Arthropoda, Insecta, Diptera, Tephritidae.
AUUUUUGUCAACAUUUGAAUAUCAUAUCCACGUGCAUCGCAUAUUUCAAAACAAAAUAGUCUUAUCAUUUAGUUUAGCGAAUAUUUGUGAAAUUUAGACAACUCUUAACUUAUUGAUAAUUAGGAAAAUAAUUACAAAGAUGGCAAGAAGACCUGAACAUGCGGCUCCCCCUGAGAUCUUCUACAAUGAUGAUGAAGCUAAAAAAUACUCUACUAACACGAGGAUAAUAGAAAUUCAAAUUGAGAUGGCGGAGAGAGCUGUUGAAUUACUUACUCUAAAUGAAGAUGAACAGUGCCUUAUAUUGGAUAUUGGUUGUGGCUCUGGUCUAUCGGGAAGUGUGUUAGAGGACAAUGAACACAUUUGGGUUGGUGUUGACAUAUCUAAAGCAAUGUUAGACAUAGCUGUUGAUCGUGAUGUAGCCGGAGAUCUUGUGCUGGCAGAUAUGGGAGACGGUAUGCCUUUCAGACCGGGAACCUUUGAUGGAGCCAUUUCGAUAUCUGCAUUGCAAUGGUUGUGUAAUGCUGAUAAAAGUACACACAACCCCCAUAAACGGUUGUAUAAAUUCUUUUCAACUUUAUUCUCCUGUUUGACACGUACAGCGCGAGCUGUAUUUCAAUUUUACCCGGAAAAUGCAGAUCAAAUUGAAAUGGUCACCUCACAAGCCAUGAAAGCAGGAUUCUAUGGUGGCUUAGUGGUUGAUUAUCCCAAUUCCACAAAAGCAAAAAAGUAUUUUCUUGUAUUGAUGACGGGUGGCACUGCACCGAUGCCAAAAGCGUUAGGAUCGGAAGAAGAAGAGAAACGAAUAAAUUAUAUUAAAAAGCGUGAUAUGUGUCGAGAGGCUCGAGGUAAACCGAUGAAAAAAUCAAGGGAGUGGAUAUUGGCUAAGAAGGAACGUAGGCGGCGUCAAGGACGUGACACUCGACCAGAUACAAAAUAUACGGGACGAAAACGUAGUGGAAAAUUUUAGUUUGAACAAUUAAAACAAACUAUCAUUUAUCUUAAAAUUCGUCUAACUUAGCAAACCCUUUCUUUACAAUUCUUCAUUUAUUAUAAUAAAAAUAAUAAAAAAAUUAA